AUGGAGCCAGAUUUUCGAGAAGCUCGGAAAUGGUAUACGCUGGCAGCUGAAAGUGGAAACCCUCAAGCACAAAAUGCCUUGGCUCUGAUGCUGGAGGAAGGAAAGCAGGGCGUGCCCCAAGACACCGACACUGCGCAGCGCUGGCAUCUGGCCGCGGCGGAACAGGGCAACGCCUUGUCCCAGUUCUGUAGUGCCUCUUUACUGUCAAAGAUGGGACAAGAUGAAGCUGCCAUGAUUUGGCUCCAGAAGAGCGCAGCGCAGGGGUUUGGACCGGCUGAGCGUGUGGUGGCCGACAUGAGCGAGCCAGCGCCUACGGCAGAUUCUGCGGAGGAAUUUGCUGAUGACGCGCAAAAUGACCUCGUAAGCGUCGCCACGCGGCUGGCGCGGCAACUGAAGAAUCUGGAAGACUUGGAAGCAGACCAGCUGCUGGAGGAGCUGUUGCAGUCCUGUCCUCCCGCCUCCCUGGACCCAGGAGCUAUGACAGCUAUGACUGCUGAAGGGCUUCCAUCAUCGGCUUGGUGGGGAUUUUCAUCAUGA
Molecule: messenger RNA, 537 nt
Organism: Cladocopium goreaui
Lineage: Eukaryota; Dinophyceae; Suessiales; Symbiodiniaceae
Source: the annotation of a GenBank genome assembly